AUGAAAUACAAUCUUAGAGUGCUUAUGCUAAAAAUAUGUCAGAUUAUUUGAAUACUGAAUCAGAAUAUUGAUACGAAGGUUUCAUUAGAGCUGGGACGAGUGCUUGAGUACCCUUGUAUCUACAUCUUUCACCCAACCGUCGAUUUCGGACUAUCACUGGGCGGGUAUAUCUGGUCAGGUACAUUUAACUUAGAAUGUAGGAUUUGAUAUCAUGCAUCAUAUAAAGGUAUUCUGAAACAAAAUGGGAUCUACAACAAAAGCUGCUGAAAGGAAAGUGAUCAUAGAAUUAACAGAACUGCUCAAGAAAAAUUCUGAUAAAUUAUUGUCAGGGGAGACAAACUUGUGUCUUACCACAAGCUCACUGAGUGUUCUAGCAGUGAAUUUCCGGAGGUUCAGUGAGAAUACUGGUGAAGGUGAAUCAUCAGGAAGUCUUUCUGGAAAAAACAAGAAAAAAGAUGAGAUAGAUUUAAAAACAUGGAAAGAAAACAUAAGAAUAUUGAUAGAUUUUGUCUGGAAAGUAAAAGCUUUAAAGAUUAUCCAUGGCACAUACACCAUGAAGGCACCCAUACAGAUCCACAGGUUCAGGUCAUUACAAGUGUUGGAGGUGAAGAGGGUACCAAUCCAUAUGGUUGAAGGACUGUCGAAAUUGAGGGGUCAGCUGCAAGAGUUAACUGUGUCCAAAAGUUUGCAAACAUUAAAGGACUUGUUGGAGAUCUGUGGAGGAGACAGGACCCCCGGUUUGGUAUGGCCUCAUCUUAAAACAGCAUAUCUCAGCUUCAACACAUUACAGGAGCUCGACCAGUCACUGAAUUAUAUUCCAUUUAUUGAAGUGAUAGACUUGAGUCACAACAGCAUAACUAAAACUGGAGACUGUCUACAGAGUCUGUUAGAAUUAAAGAGAAUCAGCUUUGGCUAUAACAUGCUGAAGGCAGUGCCUCAGUUUUCCUCUGCGAGUAGAAUGAAAGUGAAAACAUUGGUGUUGCGCAAUAACAACUUAGAGAGUCUAGAUGGUAUAGAGGAGCUGGUUGCCUUGGAGGAGCUGGAUGUAUCUGAGAACUUCCUACUGGAUCACAGGGUCCUGCAAGGUCUGGCAGCACUCAAAAGACUUCAAGUGCUCUGCUUGCUUGGAAAUCCUUUGAGUUACAGGACUGACCAUAGGAACCUGUCACUACAGUACAUACAUCCACAUGCUGGACUGGGUGUGUUUUUGUUGGAUGGAAAAAAACUUUCUCACCAUGAAAUUGAAGUUUUACAAGAAAAUCAGUACCGAAGUAUUUAUGAUCGGGAAACCCCAAGUGUUUCAAAUGGUUCUGGUAAGCAUGAUCUCAGAGAGACGGAAUCAAAUAUAGCUGUUUCCCAGCUCAGUCCCCAUGGCAGCAAGAAGAAACGGGGACACAGGAGAAAACGAAGCAAGGGGAGAUUACCAAAGAUUGCAAAUAUUGAAGACUCUCUAGAAGAAGAAUACUUGGCCAAGUCAUCAGGUAAUUCACCAUCUACAUCCUAUGUAGAGGAUUCUGAACUUGAAGCUCAGAGACAAGAAGAUGAGAAGUAUUACGAGAGAAUGAGAGAAUAUUAUAAAGAUGAUUGGUUAAAUGCUUUGUCAGCCAAUCAAAGUGAUCUGUUGCAGAAGAACCAGGCUGACAUAACACCUGAAGAUGUUCCAGACACUCAUCAUGGCAAGAACAAAAAUUUGAAAGAGAACGGUAUCAGUAAACAGGAGAAAGAGAAAGAUGAAAAUGUGUAUAAAGGCGAUACUAAAGAGACACCACAACCUGUGGUUGAAGAGGUCAUACAUCCAGAAGUCCAUAGCCCAGUUACCUCUCCUGGCUCCCAGGGUCAGGGGGCAGUUCUCUCCCCUACAUCCCCAAAGGGUGUCACGAUUGGAGAAACAACAGAUAUUUAUUCCUUGCCGAAGUCAGAAUCUGGUAGCAAAACUAAGGAAAAGAAAACUAGAAGAAUUUUCCACAUGUAUUCAGAUGACGUUCCUGAUUCUCCAACAUCACCUACGGAAGAUAAUUCUGAACAGUAUGGAUCAGAAUGUGAGCCAUUCAUUAUGAUGUUACCAGAUGAUGAGAUGAAACAGUUGAUUGUGACGAUCAAUCAGAGGUUUAUCACAGAGAAAGAUCUCGGUGGGAACAAAAUAGCUGCCUUAGAUCUCAAAAGCUUGAAGAGAAUAAGAAGAACAGAGGAGAAAUGCUAUGGGCAUGAUAUUAUUGGAGGCUUUGUGUUUACAAUACUCAAUCUGGACUUUGAUUACGUACGUAAAGAUCUGAGGCACAGACGAUAUGCUGUGGAGUCUGAGGAUGAGGCUAGGAGGUUUGAAUUACUUUCAUCACUUCAUAUAAAGUCUGACAGAGUUGAAAAGGACCAAAUGCAGUGUUUGAAGUGUCACCAUGAUUUUGAAGUUGGUUUUCAAGAAUCCACAGAUUUGAUUAAAUGCCCAAAAUGUGCCAGUAAAAUGGUGAUCAAGUCAGAAACGGUAAAAGUUUCCCCACCAUUGAAUGAGAAAACAGGUGAAAAAUCAGUUGAAUCAUCUUUAGAGGUUGAAAGAGGGACAGAAAACAAAUCAAAAAUCUGGCAUCGGUCGACAGUUCGGAGAAGUAGAAAAGGUCGUGAACGUGUUAAAGAUGAUGCAUUUGAUGAAACAGACUCCAGUGUAGUGGACAGCAUUGAGAUCCCUGAGAAAUCAAGUUUAGAUGACAGAUAUAGCCUUGGAAGUAGUUUGAAAGAUCAUGUUGACCAGUUGAUACCAGUAAUGCUACCUGGUCUGUCUACAAAUGGAAAUACACAAGCUGAGUCAGAAACUAAAGAAGAACUCUCAGCAACCUCUGUGUGUGAACAGACAAACAGCCAGUCAGUGACAGAAAUUUCUUCACUUAAGAAUAAUUCAUCAUGGUCAGACGUACGAAAAUCUGGUGUUAAUAAAUCAGGUCCCCGAGAUAGCGUGUCAUCUGUGGAGAGUGACAUUACUGUGCUUGUUGGAAAUUCAACCAGCCGUGGAAGUAUUGCUGUUAUAUCAGAAUCCAGUAACGAACUUCUCAGAACUUCGGCCACAAAUUUAGAACAAAAUACUAGGGAUAAAAGUGGUGACAAUGGUCAUGUGACUUCAGGCAAUAACAUUGUAACAAAUAAUACAGGUAUUAGUGGGACAAAAGAAGGGCAAGGGCAGUUAACUCCAGUUGGUUCCCCACUUACUAACAGUGUAUGCUCCAGCAUGGUAUCUAGUGUAUAUGAAAAUACUCUAGCUGGUAGCGGGGAGAAUGCUACUUCCACAGAAAAUGGUGUUAAAGUUAUUGAAGCAAGUCUGAAUGAAGAUGAUAUUGCAGAAUCUGUGCCAAUUAGACGUUCAAAAAGUGGCAAAAAUGGCAGGCGAUCAAAUCACAGAAAUGUUACUAUUUAUGAUCAAGAUUUAAGUGUGGGACAGUUUGACAGUAAUGUCUCAGCUACAGUUCAAGAUACAGUGAACAAAUCUAGUAGUAGGGAAGCAAGCAUUUAUGAUACUUCUGAUGCUUCUGAAAAAGACAGUACAAAAUUUGAAGAUGCUUAUGAGUCUAGUGGUCCGUCUAUCUAUGACACAGCAGUGUCUGAUGAUAGCAUAGAGACAAGUCAUGAUGACUCAGCAGAUUUGUCUUAUUCUAGAAGGUCACAUGAUGACUCUUUAACCAAUCAGCUUUUGUCUGGACAUUCAUCUCCACUGAGAAGAAAAGGAAGUUCAAGAUCAAGAAGUAGGAGUAGAAGUAGGUCAAGAAAUAGAAGUGCAAUAUAUGUAGAUGAAAAUGUAGUCUAUGAGGCGGAGAAUAAAAAUAACAGUGCCAACAUUGCAGAAUUCCCUUCAGAACUUUCACCAAUUAAAAGGACAAGAUCAUCAAGACAGUCAGCCAAAAAUCGAAGUGCUUUAUAUGUUGGUAACAAUAGUGAAAUCUCAGAUAAAGAAAACCAGUCAGCAGAGACAUCACCACAGUCUGCUCAGAAUUUAAAUGAAACUGGCAAAGUCAGUGAAAUAAGUCAGGAAUCAUCAUCUAGUGUUCAGUUGCCAUGGGAACAAAGUGGGAACCAGUCACCUGAGAAAAGUAGGAGAGAUGAAAGUUUGAACCAUGAUGAAUUUGUUAACAUUGACCAUAAUAUUAAACUCCAUUUGGAGUUACAAGUGUUCAAAGCAGAAGAGACAGCUCUGUGUGCAAUCCAGUGUGAUAUUGUACAGUAUAUGAACCAGGAAGCAGUAAAGAGUUUACUUGUCAUAUCAACACAUCGUAUCAUUAUCUUCAGGAUCGAAGGAGACAGUGCGGCUUCCCGUGAUUGGCUGAAGUCCUAUGAAGAUCAGCCUAUCACAGAGCUUCGAUAUGUAGAUAUAGGGCUAGGAUACCAGACACUUCGUUUGGAGUUUGAGACAGAGUGUUCCAGCUAUACAUUACUGAUUGCUGACGAAGGACGCUGCAAAAAGUUCAAAACCCUGAUCUCAGAUAUAGUUGCCCAUUCAGACCACAGUCAUUUAGAGGGAAUUGGAAAGUCCAACCCGACCACCCUAGAUAACCUAGAACACCAAGUACUGUGUACUGAAGAUGAUACUGUACCACAACAGUUGGUCAGAUUUCUCAUGGUGAAAUACUCUGAUGCUGAGACAGGCAGUGAUGACACAGUGACACGUAGUCUGGUUGUAACACAGACAGAUCUUGUCCUUGUUGAUGAGAAUCAUCAGUGGCCGUUACCAAGGUUACAGGCUCCUCUGACAGGGGCCAUCAAAGGGAAGCAAUUCACUGUUGUUCAGCGAGAAAAAAUCAACAAUAUUGGAACAUUGUCCUUCAAUGAAUACAAACCCACAGAAUUACAGCUAGCUUUCCUGGAGACCUCAGCUGUUGGUAGUCCUUCAGCAUGGAUUAUUACAUUCGAAACAAUGCAAGGGGUGAAAUUAUUUGUUGAUUCAAUACGUGGACCCUGGGAAGAAGAAUUCGGAGUCUCGUUGGAUAUAACGUCUACAUCAUUCACUGAUACAGAGAAAUCCAGUCUUAUGGAGUAACAGAUGUUAAUAUCCAUUGUAUAAACCAGAGUCAUAAUAUAUUGAUAUCAUUUUCUGUGAUAAUAUGCCUGGUUCUGCUAAAAUUUGCUGUAAAAGCAUGUAACUAUUUUAUCAGCUUCUUUAUUAACUAUUACAGCAGCACAAUCUAUAUUAUAAUUUAGAAAUACUGAGUCAUUCAUUGCUGACUUUUCUGUUUGAUAAGCAGUGUUUGUUUUGGGAAAGUUCCACCUCCUCCGACUUCAGAAGAGAUAUACUGUAUUUUUCUUGAGAGACAACAUACAGAACAGUGAAUUUAAGGCUAAGGUCAUUGGUUAAGGUCAGAGAUGUGAAUGGCAGUACAUUACUUUUUAGCUCACCUGAGCAAUGCUCAGGUGAGUUUUUCUGAUCGCUCGAUGUCCGGCGUCCGUCGUCCGUCGUCUGUCGUCUGUCGUCCGUCGUCUGUCGUCUGUCGUCCGUCGUCUGUCAACAUUUAGCUUGUGUAUGCGAUAGAGGCUGUAUUUUUCAAUUAAUCUUCAUGAAUAUUGGUCAGAAUGAUAACCUUGAUGAAAUCUAGGCCGAGUUCGAAAAUGGGUCAUCUCGGGUCAAAAACUAGGUCACUAGGUCAAAUCAAAGAAAAACCUUGUGUAUGCGAUAGAGACUGUAUUUUUCAUUUAAUCUUCAUGAAUAUUGGUCAGAAUGAUAACUUUGAUGAAAUCUAGGCCGAGUUCGAAAAUGGGUCAUCUCGGGUCAAAAACUAGGUCACUAGGUCAAAUCAAAGAAAAACCUUGUGUAUGCAAUAGAGGUGGUAUUUUUCAGUUAAUCUUCAUGAGAAUUGGUCAGAAUGAUAACCUUGAUGAAAUCUAAGCCGAGUUCGAAAAUGGGUCAUCUCAGGUCAUAAACUAGGUCACUAGGUCAAAUCAAAGAAAAACCUUGUGUAUGCGAUAGAGGCUGUAUUUUUCAAUUGAUCUUCAUGAAUUUUGGUCAGAAUGAUUGCCUUGAUGAAAUCUAGGCCGAGUUCGAAAAUGGGUCAUCUCGGGUCAAAAACUAGGUCACUAGGUCAAAUCAAAGAAAAACCUUGUGUAUGCGAUAGAGGCGGUAUUUUUCAAUUGAUCUUCAUGAAUUUUAGUCAGAAUGAUUACCUUGAAGAAAUCUAGGCCGAGUUCGAAAAUGGGUCAUCUGGGGUCAAAAACUAGGUCACUAGGUCAUAUCACGUAAAAACCUUGUGUAUGCGAUAGAGGCUGUAUUUUUCAAUUGAUCUUCAUGAAUUUUGGUCAGAAUGAUUGCCUUGAUGAAAUUUAGACCAAGUUCGAAAAUGGGUCAUCUGGGGUCAAAAACUAGGUCACUAGGUCAAAUCAAAGAAAAACCUUGUGUAUGCAAUAGAGGCUGUAUUUUUCAACUGAUCUUCAUGAAAUUUAGCCAGAAUGAUAACCUUGAUAAAAUCUAGGCUGAUUUUGAAAAUGGGUCAUCUGGGGUCAAAAACUAGGUCACUAGGUCAAAUCGAAGAAAAACAUUGUGUAUGCAAUAGAGGAUGUAUUUUUCAAUUGAUCUUCAUGAAAUUUGGUCAGAGUGAUUGCCUUGAUGAAAACUAGGUCGGUUUUGAAUAUGGGUUAUCUGAGGUCAAAAACUAGGUCACUAGGUCAAAUUAAAGAAAAAUCUUGUGUAUGCGAUAGAGACUGUUUUUUUCAGUUGAUAUUUAUGAAAUUUGGUCAGGUUGAUUGCCUUAAUGAAAUCUAGGUCGAAUUUGAAUAUGGGUCAUCUGAGGUCAAAAACUAGGUCACUUGGUCAAAUCAAAGAAAAAACUUCUGUAUGUGAUAGAGGCUGUAUUUUUCAGUUGAUCUUCAUGAAUUUUGGUCAGAAUGAUUGCCUUAAUAAAAUCUAGGUCCAGUUUGAACAUGGGUCAUCUAGGGUCAAAAACUAGGUCAUAUCUAAGAAAAUGCUUGUUUUAUCGCAAGAGACCAAUUUUUUGGUCCAAUCUUAAUGAAAAUUGGUCAGAAUAUUUGUUUCCAUGAAAUCACUAGGUCAAACAUGUUUUACACUGUUAUGGAGUGUUUCUUAGGUGAGCGACCUAGGGCCAUCUUGGCCCUCUUGUUUUUUUUUUUUUUCAACUCUUCAAUAAGCUUUUAAUAUUACUAAGAUGUGCAACCCAGUGACAUGUUAAAUGCAGAGUGGCACUUUUGUCGACAUGAUAUUUAAGGAAAGGGAAAACAGAUCUAUAUGUUUCCUAAUUUUAGCUUCAAAAGAGAAAUAUAUGCCAGCGACUGUAGACUGCUAGGUGUGAUGGUUGUCUAUGUUAUGACAAGAGUGAUAAUUAUUAUGUAUAUGACAUGUGUUUGAAUGGAAAUAUUAUGAAAAUACCAUUUAUUUUGUACAUCAGUUUGCCUCAAUUGCCUGUGAUCAUGUGUACAUUUCAACUUUACUGUAUAUAUACUGUAUAUACAUACAGGACUUUAAGCAGCGUGGUUUUUAGUUAACUUAUAGAUUAAAACAUUCCACAGUUUUGCCAAAUAUAUAUGCAUUUUAUCAUGUUAUUUUAUACAUACAUUAAUAUUUCAGCCGUGCCAUGGGAAAACCAACAUAGUGGGUUUGCGACCAGCAAGGAUCCAGACCAGCCUGCGCAUCCGCGCAGUCUAGUCGGGAUCCAUGCUGUUCGCUAACAGUUUCUCCAAUUCCAAUAGGCUUUUAAAGCGAACAGCAUGGAUCCUGACCAGACUGUGUGGAUGCGCAGGCUGAUCUGGAUCCAUGCUGGUCGCAAAGCCACUAUGUUGGUUUUCUCAUGGCACGGCUCAUUUAUCAUUAUAUUGCUUUAAAUUCUCUGUAAAUGGGCAUUGAUUCAAUUCGAUCUGAAUAAAUCAGGCCUACAGCUGCAAUACACAUCAUUGUUAUAUAUGCUUUACGGUGCUACAAUGUUUAGACUGAUGCUUUUAAAGGGACUUUCCUCCAGAUUUCACAUUUGAACAUCAUUUUCACAAAAUGUAAAAAAUUCUUGUUGGUAAUUUGAGUCAAAAAUCAGUGGACCACUGAUGACACUUGGAAAUCUGUGAGAUUACAUAUUCUUAUUAGGCAAUUCUGCAUUUUUUUAGUGACAAGGUGAGCUUUUGUGAUCACCCUUCGUCCGUCGUCCAUCGUCAGUCCGUGCGUCUGUCCAUGCGUCCGUCCGUGCGUCAACAAUUUCUUGUCUGCACGAUAGUGGUUUCAUUUAUGAUUUUAUUUUAACCAAACUUGCACACAACUUGUAUGACCAUAAGGUCACGGUUCCUUUCUUGAGCUGGCCAGAUCCCAUUAUGGGUUCCAGAGUUAUGGCCCCUGAAAGGGCCAAAAUUAGCUAUUUUGACCUUGUCUGCACAAUAGCAGCUUUAUUUAUGAUUUGAUUUUUACCAAACUGGCACACAACUUGUAUCACCACGAGAUCUUGGUUCCUUUCUUGAACUGGCCAGAUUCCAUUAUGGGUUCCAGAGUUAUGGCCCCUUAAAGGGCCAGAAUUAGCUAUUUUGACCUUGUCUGCACAAUAGCAGCUUCAUUUUUGAUUUGAAUUUAACCAAACUUGCACACAACUUGUAUCACCAUAAAAUCUUGGUUUCUUUCUUGACCUGGCGAGUUUCCAUUAUGGGUUCCAGAGUGAUGGCCCCUGAAAGGGCCAAAAAUAGCUAUUUUGACCUUGUCUGCACAAUAGCAGCUUCAUUUAUGAUUUGAAUUUAAUCAAACUUGCACAAAACUUGUGUCACCAUAAGAUCUCGGGUCCUUUCUUGAUCCGGCCAGAUCCCACAAUGGGUUCCAGAGUUAUGGUCCCUGAAAGGGCCAAUAUUAGCUAUUUUGACCUUGUCUGCACAAUAGCAGCUUCAUUUAUGAUUUGAUUUUAACCAAACUUGCACACAACUUGUAUCACCACGAGAUCUUGCUUCCUUUCUUCAACUGGCCAGAUUCCAUUAUGGGUUCCAGAGUUACGGCCCCUUAAAGGUCCAAAAUUGGCUAUUUUGGCUUUUGCAGCCAUAUAGAGUCUUCAUUUAUGGUUUUAUUUGAUACAAACUUCCAAAAUAUCUUCAACAACAAUAAAUCUUGGAUUCCAUGACAAAUCAGAUCCAAUCGUAGGUUCCAGAGUUAUUUUAUAUCUGAUUACCUCCCCUGAUUGUAAUCAAAAUGGAUUUAUAUCAUUAAGUUCUUAUAGGACUUAUUUGAAAUUUCAUUAUUGUUAUUAGUUGGACAGAGACACUCAGGGUAGAUAACUAUGGACUGGUUUUAUGUCAAAUUACCUCCCUUUAUUUCAAAUUAAAAUGGGUAUAUCUCCAUAACUAAUGAAGAUACUGUUCUGAAAUUUCAUUUAUGUCAACAGAUUUAUUUGGCAGAUCCUUCUUUUGUUCACUUACAAUAUUUAUUUUUUUAAUUACUUCCCUUUAACGUUACUAUAAAUAGCUUAUUUUUAGUAACUUUUUUAUUAUUGGCCGUAGGGAAAAACCGAGACCACUUUUCUGUGGUACAACAUGGAUGGUACCUCCAACUUUUAGGUGUAUUUUGACAUAUCUAUACCUUGUAAGAAUUUUUUUCUUUUUGGUUAAAUUUCUUCCCUAUGUUGUUCCUGUCCUUUGGACUUUGAUAUUUUACUGAGGACCUUCUUGUCCGCAAGUGCAAUGAUAACAGGUGAGCGAUAUAGGGCCAUCAUGGCCCUCUUGUCAGAUAUGAAUUUAGCUCAACACUAAAAUGGUUUUCUGUGUUAAAUGGAAAAUGCAGAAAUUGCACAUGGAGGAUAUGUCAUUUGCCGACCUCAAACAGGGAAUACAUAAUUUGCUGAUUACAUACAGGGAAUGAUAAUUUUCCAGUUUCCAUUACCUGCACAGUUAGUCCCUCAUAUUUUGCUCAGUAUUUCUAUUGCAUAGCUGACACUUAGGGGAUUUUAAAGCACUUCCGGAACUUCAUCUUGUUUUACUUGUAUUUACAACUUCUAACAAAUAAAACUACCUUGAUUUUGAAAAUAUUGACAUCAGUCUGGAGGCAUGCCCCUUUAAUCAGGUCUAGUGGGUAUAUCUUUAUUAUCUAUCCAUUUUCAUAGACUGAAAGAGUUUUUACCAAAAAUGCACUCCAAAUUAUAUUACAUUUAGCCUGUAUUAAGAUGAUGAACUAUUAGAAACAGACAUUAUGUUUUACAUUAUGGACUUUGAAUUUAGUCUAGGUAUCCAUAUAUUUGGGGUUAAUUCAAGCAGUCAUUGAAUACAAGUCACAAAAUUCGUAUUACUCCGGGCCUACAAUUUAUUGUCAGUGGUCAGAAAAUGUUGUAGCUACACAGUGCAGACUUACACAAAUAGAAAUGGAAGACUGUAAUAAAGUGAUGUUUGUGAAAGAUGUAUGAUUAAACAUUUAUAUUUCUGUCCAUUUUCUUUCUUUUAACUAAGAUGUGUUGCACAUAACAAAUGUCAGAUUAUUAAAUUCUUUCAUUAGUUGUAGGUGAAGAUGGAAAUAUCUUGUUCAAGGUUAACUGUUUAGGCGGUAACGAGGCUCUGCCAGCCUUGUUACUGCAUAAACGCUUGCCCGAGAGCCAGAUAUUCCCGUCUGCACCAACAGCCAGUGAUCGAUCUUUUUCUUCCAUUCUAUAUUCAAGAAAUUAUUGUAAAAAUAAAAUCAAUAGAACAACAUUUUUUAGAUCUAUUUCUUAUAGCAACGUAUUUAAACAAAGUGUGGGAAACGAACGUCCGUAAACAGGAAAGACAUCCUGACAUUUCAAAGAAAAAUGAAAUAUGUUUUUUGAAUCGAGAAAUAUACUAUCAGUAACAAAGAGGACCUGUCAAGGUAUUGGAUUUUUAUUCGGUUUUAUGAAAUGAAAUAUAAAUUACUACAUAAAUCUUCUACAUAUAUGUAGUUUGUAAUACGUCAUUUACAGCAAAAGAGUCAUCUUACACCUCGGGGUGUAAGAUGGAUUUUUCAGCACCGGUAAAAAUACCGUAAAUCCCCAUCUGGUAUGCAAGAAAGAAUAUUUUGAACUAUUCAUAAUAUUUUAAUGAUCAGUAAGUCUGACUUUGAAAAAGUCAACCUUCAUUAGUUAGGUCUCCAAGAAGUUGCAAGUUUUUCAAUAUUGAGAAAACACAUGAAAUUAUCUUAUUAAGAUUUAUACACUUACCGUUAGGAGAUAUAAAUAGAAGAUUUUACAUGACACUUUAAAUUUAUUAAAUGUUUUGAAUAAAAAUCUUAAAGACGAAGGCUCUGCUAGUUUAAUAACUUCUCCUGAUAUUUGUCAUAUUUUUCCUAACAAUUUCUCCUUUUAAGUUUUAUAAAUUUAGUACGGAAAGACACAAAUGUAAGAUACUUUUUAAUAAGCCACCUUUUUCUGGUGAAACAUUGUUUCUAAUUUUUUACCGACUAUAGACAUCCAAAAUUGACUUUACCAAUGCCCAGAUACUUGAAACGUCUGUGUAAAAAUGAUAUUGUUUCACAGUUGCAAUGAAUUAUAGAGUGUACAGUGUCUUUAAGAUAUUUUCUUUUCCUUAUGUGAUAUUAUACAAUUAUUUGCUGGUAGUGAUGCCAGUAUGUUGAUUUAUUCACCUGGAAAUAGUCAUAUUGACCGAGGUGUAGCCAGUGGUCAAUAAAAAAUUUCCCUGGUUGAUAAGUACUCCUAUUGACUGAACUGAAAAGGUAACAAUUGUUUUAUAAAUAAAUCCAACAUCUUGAAGAUUAACUGAAUAGAGAGCAGUUAAAUCAGUUGAUAAUAUUUUCCAGUAUAUUGUGAAUGACAUUACAAGUUUAUGACAUAAAAAUGGCAUGAUGUUACAGUUUGAGGUCAAUAUGUGUUUUUAGCUCCACACAUGAGUCAGUAUACAUUUUUAUCAUUAAUCAUGUGACAGUAUUUAGACCAAUGGACAGGACUACAAAGAUAGAUUUAAUAGUAAUAAUGACGCUUGACUUCCUGUUUGUUUUAUUCAUGUGUUCAUCAAAAAUAAAUUAAUAUAUCCUGA
Messenger RNA from Mercenaria mercenaria, 11928 nucleotides. Its product is annotated as serine/threonine-protein kinase 11-interacting protein-like. Lineage: Eukaryota; Metazoa; Mollusca; Bivalvia; Venerida; Veneridae. Gene Ontology annotation, cellular component: cytoplasm. Bases 242 to 5014 code for a protein of 1590 amino acids. The transcript is spliced from 25 exons. Gene Ontology annotation, molecular function: protein binding. The record is from RefSeq and is a predicted model, not a curated record.